Haliotis rubra (blacklip abalone) is the source of this 1688-nucleotide messenger RNA. RefSeq names its product sialoadhesin-like. The record is from RefSeq and is a predicted model, not a curated record. NCBI's taxonomy places the organism in Eukaryota, Metazoa, Mollusca, Gastropoda, Lepetellida, Haliotidae. The transcript has 7 exons. Bases 1 to 1593 code for a protein of 530 amino acids. Gene Ontology annotation, biological process: cell-cell adhesion. Gene Ontology annotation, cellular component: cell-cell junction. Gene Ontology annotation, molecular function: cell adhesion molecule binding.
AUGUACAAGCACCUAAUUUACACAUCAUGUAUUUUGAAAGGCAAACCCACAACACCUGGACGUCCACCAGUGUCAACAACACCUGUCUACAACCAGCAAGUGACCUUGACCUGCAGCUCCACCUCUACCACUGUCCCAGCUGACCAUGGUUUGACCUUGACCUACACCUGGCAGCGUGACAACACUGACAUCACAGUUACCUCCCUGGUUCUCCCUACACCUUCACAACGGUCCCUACCAGAUCUCCCUGACCCCUCCACCUCCUCCUACACUGUGACAGAACACCAGGCUCUUCCAUCUAUCACGUGCUCCGCCCUCUGUAGACCCGGAUGUAGCUACAGGUGGUUACACAAUGGAACAGUCUUCAGCAGUGGAGCCGUGCUCCAGGGACAAGCUGACAGAUCCAAGACAGGCUCCUACAGAUGUCAGCCUUCUAAUACACACGGGAGUAGUGACAGUGUUACAGUCAGUGUUGAUGUUCAGUAUCCAGCAGAGGUGAUUCUGGAGACACAAGGAAGCGCCACCUGUCGGCCACACAGAGUCUAUGUAGGUCAGCAGAAUGUCCAGCUGACAUGUCGGGUGACGGCAGCUAACCCAGCUGUGACGUCAUACACGUGGACUCACAACAGUUCUGUUAUCCAGUCAGCGAGUGGCGGCGUGUUCACCAUCAGCUCCGUCAGCAGGACCAGUGGAGGAUCCUAUACCUGUCAGGGGAGGAAUAGCCUUGGUGGAUCCACAUCUUCACCAGUGACACUGGAGGUUCAGUACGGUCCAUCUGUGUCUGUUGCUGCCUCCACUCAGACUGUGACAGAGGGACAGACUCUGACUGCGACCUGCUCUGUGGACUCCAAACCUGCAGCAGCUGUGACAUGGACAAGGAAAGAUGGUGGCAACUUUACUCCUCAGACUGGAUCUACUCUGACCAUCAGUAACAUACAGAGAUCACAGGCAGGGACAUAUGUGUGUACAGCUACCAACACCCUCAGUCCUUGUGGGGGGACAUCUGUAGUGAGAUCUGACUCUGUGGAGGUGACAGUGGAUGUACAGUAUCCUGUCACUAUAAAUAUGUUUACGGCCAACUCACUCAGUGGUUCAGUGACAGUUAACGAGUCUGACCCAGCCACCUUGAGCUGCCAGGUAGACAGUAAUCCAAGGUCAGUCAUCAGGUUACUGAAUGGAACUGAGGAGUUGACAAGGGCAGAUAACUCCCUGACAGCAACAUAUAGACUGGAGUCAGCAGACUGUAGACAAAGAGGGAACUACUCCUGUACUGCCACCAACAACAUCGGGGCACCUGUCAGCCAGAGGGUGGAGUUGCUGGUUAAAUGUUCUCCUCGACUAGAUGGGACAGUUUCACAGCAACUCAAGUACGCCGCUAGACUGGGUGGUGACGUGACUGUGUCUGUGUCAGUCCUGGCCUAUCCCCUUCCUACAUUCACCUGGAGUAGAUCCAUCAGCACCACCCAGGACCUCACUGGUUCCUCCAGCCCUGUCUCAGACAUCUCAGUCACUGCCAGACUACACCUUACUAACCUCCAGCAACAGGACUUCGGGGACUACAGUCUUACAGUGGACAAUGGAGUUGGGGGUUAGUGGAAUACACACUCGACAUUGUGUCUGAAGGUAAGAGUCUCUUGCUAACCUCCAACUGUAGGAUUCAUGGUAGAUAUUGGUGAAGGUGAAACAGU